Lolium rigidum is the source of this 2111-nucleotide messenger RNA. Its product is annotated as 9-cis-epoxycarotenoid dioxygenase NCED4, chloroplastic-like. Gene Ontology annotation, cellular component: chloroplast stroma. The record is from RefSeq and is a predicted model, not a curated record. The coding region runs from base 106 to 1866 and encodes 586 amino acids. Gene Ontology annotation, biological process: carotene catabolic process. Gene Ontology annotation, molecular function: carotenoid dioxygenase activity. Lineage: Eukaryota; Viridiplantae; Streptophyta; Magnoliopsida; Poales; Poaceae. The transcript has a single exon.
UCCUCCUCGCUCACCUCAGCUCCCAGUUCCCAGCUUUUGGCAAACAACACGGAAGAGUCUGUGAGUCUACCACGAGCAAGAACGCCUUGAUCAGCUCCCGAAUCAAUGGCAUCCUCUGUCUCUGCGCUGCCCACCGGUGUCGCUAACACACCGGCCAAGAUCAAGAAGCCCUCCAGGCUCAAGCCGAAUGUCCCCACCAAGAGCACUGAUACCUCGGCGUCUGCCGCCGUCACCUGGAAGAGGCCAAUGCGGGCUGUCCCGGCACAGCCGCGUCGCGAGGGCAAGUCGGCCAACCCGUUCCAGCGGCUCGCGGCGGCGGCGCUGGACGCGGUGGAGGACGGGCUGAUCGCCGGCCUCCUCGAGCGCGCACACCCGCUUCCCCGCACGGCAGACCCGGCCGUGCAGAUCGCCGGGAACUACGCGCCGGUCGGCGAGCUCCCGCCCGCCGGGCCGGAGGACCUGCCCGUCGUGUCCGGCCGCGUGCCGGCGUGCCUGGACGGCGUCUACGUCCGCAACGGCGCUAACCCGCUCCACGCGCCGCGCGGCGGGCACCACCUGUUCGACGGAGACGGCAUGCUCCACGCCGUGCGCCUGGGCGGCGGCCGCGCCGAGUCCUACGCGUGCCGCUUCACGGAGACGGCGCGGCUCAGGCAGGAGCGCGACAUCGGCCGCCCCGUCUUUCCCAAGGCCAUCGGCGAGCUCCACGGCCACUCCGGCUUGGCGCGCCUGGCGCUCUUCGGUGCGAGGUCGCUCUGCGGCGUGGUGGACGCGUCGCAGGGGAUCGGCGUCGCCAACGCCGGGCUGGUGUACCAUGACGGCCGCCUCCUCGCCAUGUCCGAAGACGACCUCCCCUACCACGUCCGCGUCACCCCCGACGGCGACCUCGAGACGGUCGGCCGGUACGACUUCCACGGGCAGCUCGAAGGCGCCAUGAUCGCGCACCCGAAGCUCGACCCGGCUACCGGCGAGCUCUUCGCGCUCAGCUACAAUGUCGUCUCCAAGCCCUACCUCAAGUACUUCUACUUCACCGCCGAUGGCCGCAAGUCGCCCGACGUCGAGAUCCCGGUCGACGCCCCAACAAUGAUCCACGACUUCGCCAUCACCGAGAACUACGCCGUCGUGCCUGACCAGCAGAUGGUGUUCAAGCUCCAGGAGAUGGUGCUCGGUGGAUCGCCGGUGGUGUACGACAAAAACAAGACGGCGCGGUUCGGCGUGCUGCCCAAGCGCGCGGCCGACGCUUCGGAGCUCCUCUGGGUGGAGGUCCCGGACUGCUUCUGCUUCCAUCUCUGGAACGCGUGGGAGGACGAGUCCACCGGCGAGAUCGUCGUGAUCGGGUCCUGCAUGACGCCAGCGGACGCCGUGUUCAACGAGUCGCCGGACCAGGAGGAUAGCUUCCAGAGCGUGCUCUCGGAGAUACGUCUCGACCCGCGCACCGGCACUUCAACUCGCCGCGCCGUGCUGCGGGAAGCCGACCAGGUGAACCUCGAGGCCGGCAUGGUGAACCGGCAGCUCCUGGGGAGGAAGACUCGCUACGCCUACCUCGCCAUGGCCGAGCCCUGGCCCAAGGUGUCAGGAUUCGCCAAGGUGGACCUCGAGGCCGGCACGGUGGAGAAGUUCACAUACGGCGAGGGCCGGUAUGGCGGCGAGCCCUGCUUCGUGCCGCGCGCGGACGGCUCCGGCGCGGAGGACGACGGGCACGUGCUCUGCUUCGUGCACGACGAGAGCCGCGGUGGCACGUCGUCGGAGCUGCUGGUGGUGAACGCCAGCGACAUGCGCGCGGAGGCCGCCGUAAAGCUGCCAGGGCGCGUGCCGUAUGGAUUCCACGGCACGUUCAUCAGCGCCACGGAGCUGCAACGACAAGCCUAGCUAGAGAGCUAAGCUUACUAGCAGUAGUGACGUAGCAAAUGAAAUAUUGCUUGAUUUUUUAAAAGAGCAGUCAAAAAAAUGUGAUUAGUUUAGGUUAUGCUAACUACAUACAGCCGUACGUAGUCAUUUUUAGUGCAGACGACGGCCGUAUACCUAUGUACGUACUUGUAGCAAGUAGAAACUUUGUAUCUUGUAGAAUUGAUAGCUCUUCAGAAUAUUAAAAGAAAAUUAUGUGUACAUACAAA